Messenger RNA from Camelus dromedarius (Arabian camel), 10958 nucleotides. RefSeq names its product polyhomeotic homolog 3 (gene PHC3). Gene Ontology annotation, molecular function: zinc ion binding; histone binding; chromatin binding. Lineage: Eukaryota; Metazoa; Chordata; Mammalia; Artiodactyla; Camelidae. Gene Ontology annotation, cellular component: nucleus; PRC1 complex. The coding region runs from base 27 to 3065 and encodes 1012 amino acids. Gene Ontology annotation, biological process: negative regulation of DNA-templated transcription. The record is from RefSeq and is a predicted model, not a curated record. The transcript is spliced from 16 exons.
CCCGUGUUAGUGAUGGAGGAGAGAAGAUGGCGGAAGCGGAGUUUAAGGACCACAGUACAGCUAUGGAUAGUGAACCAAAUCCUGGAACAUCUUCGGUGUCGACAACUACCAGUAGCACCACCACCACCACCAUCACCACUUCCUCCUCUCGAAUGCAGCAACCACAGAUCUCUGUCUAUAGUGGCUCAGACCGACAUGCUGUACAGGUAAUUCAGCAGGCAUUGCAUCGCCCUCCCAGCUCAGCUGCUCAGUACCUUCAGCAAAUGUACGCCGCCCAGCAGCAGCACUUAAUGCUGCACACAGCAGCUCUCCAGCAGCAGCACUUAAGCAGCUCCCAGCUUCAGAGCCUUGCUGCUGUUCAGGCAAGUUUGUCCAGUGGAAGACCACCUACAUCCCCCACAGGAAGUGUCACACAACAGUCAAGUAUGUCCCAGACAUCUAUCAACCUCUCUACUUCUCCUACACCUGCACAGUUAAUAAGCCGUUCCCAGGCUUCCAGUUCUACCAGUGGCAGUAUUACCCAACAGACUAUGUUACUAGGGAGUACCUCCCCUACCCUAACGGCAAGCCAAGCUCAAAUGUAUCUCCGAGCUCAAAUGCUGAUUUUCACACCCGCUACCACUGUGGCUGCUGUACAGUCUGACAUUCCUGUUGUCUCGUCGUCAUCGUCAUCUUCCUGUCAGUCUGCAGCUACUCAGGUUCAGAAUUUAACGUUACGCAGCCAGAAGUUGGGUGUAUUAUCUAGCUCACAGAAUGGUCCACCAAAAAGCACUAGUCAAACUCAGUCAUUGACAAUUUGUCAUAACAAAACAACAGUGACCAGUUCUAAAAUCAGCCAACGAGAUCCUUCUCCAGAAAGUAAUAAGAAAGGAGAAAGUCCAAGUCUGGAAUCACGAAGCACAGCUGUCACCCGGACGUCAAGUAUUCACCAGUUAAUAGCACCAGCUUCAUAUCCUCCAAUUCAGCCUCAUCCUCUAAUAAAACAUCAGCAGAUUCCUCUUCAUUCACCACCUCCCAAAGUUUCCCAUCAUCAGCUGAUACUACAGCAGCAGCAACAGCAAAUUCAGCCAAUCACACUUCAGAAUCCAACUCAAGACCCACCCCCAUCUCAGCACUGUAUACCACUCCAAAACCAUGGCCUUCCUCCAGCUCCCAGCAGUGCCCAGUCACAGCACUGCUCACCAAUUCAGAGUCAUCCCCCUCCCUUAACAAUGUCUCCCAGCCAGUCACAGUCAGCACAGCAGUCUGUAGUGGUGUCUCCCCCACCACCCCAUUCACCAAGUCAGUCUCCUACUAUAAUUAUUCACCCACAAGCACUUAUUCAGCCACAUCCUCUUGUGUCAUCAGCUCUCCAGCCAGGGUCAAACUUGCAGCAGCCACCUGCUAAUCAGGUGCAACCUACAGCACAGCUGAAUCUUCCGUCCCAUCUUCCACUUCCAGCUUCCCCUGUUGUACACAUUGGCCCAGUUCAGCAGUCUGCCUUGGUGUCCCCAGGUCAGCAGAUUGUUUCUCCAACAUCACACCAGCAGUAUUCAACCCUGCAGUCUUCUCCAAUCCCGAUUGCAACCCCUCCACAGAUGUCGACAUCUCCUCCUGCUCAGAUUCCAUCACUGCCCUUGCAGUCUAUGCAGUCUUUACAAGUGCAGCCUGAAAUUCUAUCCCAGGGCCAGGUUUUGGUGCAGAAUGCUUUGGUGUCAGAAGAGGAGCUUCCAGCUGCAGAAGCUUUGGUCCAGUUGCCAUUUCAGACUCUUCCUCCUCCACAGACUGUUGCGGUAAACCUACAAGUACAACCACCAGCACCUGUUGAUCCACCAGUGGGAAUGCAUUUGAACCAGUGUCAUCUGCACAAAGUUUUUUCUCUUAAGGUUUAUCAAGUAGAAGAUGUAUGUGAAGAAGAAAUGCCAGAAGAAUCAGAUGAAUGUGUACGGAUGGACAGAACCCCACCACCACCCACGUUGUCUCCAGCAGCUAUAACUGUGGGGAGAGGAGAAGAUUUGACUUCUGAGCAUCCUUUGUUAGAGCAAGUUGAAUUACCUGCUGUGGCAUCAGUCAGUGCUUCAGUGAUUAAAUCUCCAUCAGAUCCUUCACAUGUUUCUGUUCCUCCACCUCCGCUUUUACUUCCAGCUGCCACUACAAGGAAUAAUAGUACAUCUAUGCCCAGUAGCAUACCCAAUGUAGAAAACAAACCUCCACAGGCUAUUGUUAAACCACAGAUCUUGACCCAUGUUAUUGAAGGUUUUGUGAUUCAGGAAGGAUUGGAGCCAUUUCCUGUGAGUCGUUCAUCUUUGCUGAUUGAACAACCUGUGAAAAAAAGGCCUAUUUUGGAUAAUCAGGUGAUAAAUUCUGUGUGUGUUCAGCCGGAGCUACAGAAUAAUGCAAAGCAUGCAGAUAAUUCGUCUGACACAGAGAUGGAAGACAUGAUUGCUGAAGAGACAUUAGAAGAAAUGGACAGUGAGUUGCUCAAGUGUGAAUUCUGUGGGAAGAUGGGAUAUGCUAAUGAAUUUCUGCGGUCAAAACGAUUCUGCACUAUGUCAUGUGCCAAGAGGUACAAUGUUAGCUGUUCUAAAAAAUUUGCACUUAGUCGUUGGAAUCGUAAGCCUGAUAAUCAAAGUCUUGGGCAUCGUGGUCGUCGUCCAAGUGGCCCUGAUGGGGCAGCAAGAGACCAUAUCCUUAGGCAGCUUCCAAUUACUUAUCCAUCUGCAGAAGAAGACUUGGCUUCUCAUGAAGAUUCUGUGCCAUCUGCUAUGACAACACGCCUGCGCAGGCAAAGUGAGCGGGAAAGAGAACGUGAGCUUCGUGACGUGAGAAUGAGAAAAAUGCCCGAGAACAGUGACUUGCUACCAGUUGCACAAACAGAGCCAUCUAUAUGGACAGUUGAUGACGUCUGGGCCUUCAUCCAUUCUUUGCCUGGCUGCCAGGAUAUUGCAGAUGAGUUCAGAGCACAAGAGAUCGAUGGACAGGCUCUUCUCUUGCUAAAAGAAGACCAUCUUAUGAGUGCAAUGAAUAUCAAGCUAGGCCCGGCCCUAAAGAUCUGUGCACGCAUCAACUCUCUGAAGGAAUCUUAACAGGAUCAUGAGGCUUUGAGAUAACAGCAGUUUUAUUCUUCUUAAUAUGUAAGGUAAAGGCUCAAGUUGGCCUAGAAUAUUAUCACUUAGCCAAUGUGGAUAGCCAAGCACAUUGGGAUCUCCACAUCAAAGGCUGACAUUUCUACAGGUGUGAUAAUUCAUUGUACAUUUUCAUAAUUAGCCAACAUUGGUGAAAUUAAUUUUACAGGUUACACACAACAUUGAAAGACUUGUUAUAGAGGGCCAUGAUAUUUUUCAAAGUGUUUUUACUAGAUAAUUUUUUUAAUGGUGAUGUUUAUCAUUAAUAUAAAAAAUCCUCUUUAAAGUAAUUUAAUGAUUUACAUUUCUCUUCGUUUGAUUUGGUUUUCUUAUACAUUUUUCUACCCUAUAAGUUUUCUAUAGGUUUUCAUGAGAGAGAUAAUUUAGGAGUAAUUUAGGAGUCCAGUGACUGGAAUUGUAUGCAAUGAGAUAUCAGUGUGUGUUUUAAAAAAACAUGUCUGCUAGACAGUUGCUUUGUCUAUAAAAAGGACUGCAUUCUAGCAUGAAUCAUACUGAUCUGGAAGAAGAGUUGGCUUCUAGUCCAUACUUGACCAAAAAUUUGGUGUGACUGAGGAAUUUAGUUUUCCUCAUAUUUUUUGUUCAUUUUGAGCAGCGGUUCUCAAUGGAGGUCAGUUUUGCUCCCCAGGGGACAUUUGACAAUGUCAAGGAACAUUUUGGUUGUCAUAGCUUGGGAGUUUGGGGGGUGGUUGCUCUUGGUGUCUGGGGCAUGGAGGACAGGGAUGUUGCUAAAUAUCCUGCAGUGCACAGGACAGCCCUCUACAAUGAAGAGUUACCUGGUCCAAAAUGUCAGUUGUGCCAAGGUUGAGAAACGCAGAUGUAGGAAUGAUAAAUAUUGCUCUCUUUCACCCAAAGGGAUAUUUUGAACAAGUGAGACAUAGUAAGGAAUACAUUAUACUGUGGAAGUAUUUCAGAUAGCAUUAAUGUUCUGCUGAUUUAUUUUUCCCAAUUGUAUGCAGUCUAGAAAAAGGGGGGAAAAUCCAUUAAAUUGGCCUAUAAGAUAAGGACUAGUACACCAGUAAUUUGAUUCUCAGUAUGCAUAUUAGUUAUCUUUCAUAUCUCUUUGCACUGAUGAAGGCAUAAUAUGAUUAUACCUUAUGAACCAGUGCACAGCCUUUGCGGGCAAGGCGAUAGUUUGUAGUGGCUAGUGGUUGGUCUUUGGGUUUUUCUAGUGUUGAACAUGCUGUGCCGGGUCUAGCUAGAAUGCACAUUCCUUUUUCCUUGACUAAAUCCUUGUAUGCUUCCUACAAAGCACUUACCCAGCUGAUCUCUCUUGGAUAAUCUGACCUCAUUUAGUAUGUACAUGUUUUAGGGGGAAAAAAUUUUAAGAAACCUUUCAUUGAACAGUUAGUAUUCUGUUAGAAUUAUGGCACUAAAACAAAAUUGUUGUGAGAGCCCUUUGAGCUUUAUAGUCCUGGACAUCAAAACUGUUUUAAUCUUUUUUUUAUCUUACCUUUACCAUACAAUGGAAGUGUUUCAGUAAUGGAAGGAACAUUCAUAGAUAUGUGGCAGAAGUUCAGUAAGUGAGGAAGAGUCCAUGGGUUUCAGUCAUUGUCACUGCUCUUCUCAAAAAGAUUGUGUUACGCUAGUAGAAAACUAAAGAUGUCAUUAAAGACAUCACAGAUAUUUAUCUUUUGGCUUUGUGUACAUUAGAGAAUGUUGAUUAUUUUUAUACAAAAAUACAGCGGGUAAUUUUUUUAACCUUUAGAUGCCUCUUGUUUGAAUGUAUGCUUUGUGGGAUUCUUUUGUGUAGUAAUGUUUAAAAAGAAAAGAUGUUUACUGAUAGUUUUGUGUAGGAUUAGAAUAUGUAACAUAGUGUAAGGCUCAUGUUCCAGACCUACAGUAGCUUGUAGUCUAUGUCACAUAUUUCUUUAUAUCACAUUUUUAAUUAUUGGAUUAAAGUUUCAAGGAAAGGUAGGUACUCUACAGUCAGUUUUCAUUUAUUAGCAGUUAAUCAUUGUGACAGAGUUGUCAUAUGCUUGACUUUUCCAUUUAUCUUGCAAUUUCAGAACACAAGUAUAAGCUAAGCAUUAGUAGGAGAUGGUCCACAGUAUGGGGGCUGAGGGACACAGAAAAAUCCCCCCUGGAAUUAAAACUUUAUCGUAGGGAAUCCACAAACAGUUCAUACAAAACUGAUUCUUUCAGGAUUCACUCCCCUAGCAAUAAUGAUUACCUCCCAUAAUUAUAUUUUCCGUAGCCUUUAAGGUAUUAACUUGGACCUGUGUUACAGGGUCUCUUGUUUACUCCCUCUUCUGCUGUCAGUCACUGUGUACUUACUGAAAGCCCCUGUGCCUAGCACUGUGCUAAGUAUCCAAGAAAGCUUACAAGAAGGGUUUCCAUUUGAGAGCACCUUAUAAUCCUAAAUCUUAUAAUAGUCUGAAGAAUAGUCCAGAUCUUUGGUUGUCCCCUCUCAAAACAUACCCAGAAAAUACACUUGCUUUUUUCAAGAGUUAUUUUAUUUAGAAAUGGCUCAUUUACUUUUCACUAGUAGUUUUCCUGUUGAUGUAGCUGUUUCCUUCUGGAUGAUUUAACCAUCUGAAUUUCAAAUUUUCAGUUAUUUAUAAUGGAUAGUAUAAUAAGACAGUAACACUGGGUGUCCACGUCUCUCUGACCUUUUUUUUUUUAAAUGGAGGUACUGGGAAUUGAACCCAGGACCUCAUGCAUGCUAAGCAUGUGCUCUACCACCGAGCAAUUCACCCCGCCCCCUAGCUUUAAGCACAGAUUUAGCAUGAAUUAAGUUGGGAGAGUGCUAUUAUUUUUAUUUUCCUUCAUAUUAUUAGUUGUUACAGGAUUUUGAUUGAGGAGAGGGAAUGACAAGCAGAAAGAGGACAUGGGAAGUUCUUUUUACUUUUGCUACUACCUAAGUUUGCAUUUCUGACUUCUUUAUACUGAUGCACUCUUUUCUCAUCGAGGAAGAAAAUCCCUACAAGUUUGAAAUUUUAUUUACUUUAAGUCAUGUGUUCCUAAGAAAGUAAACAGAACAGUUGAUUUGUAAAAGUUGUUUCUUAAAUGACAUGCAUUUUCAUCCAACCUCCGGUAGGCCUGUGUUUGAUGCAGCUCUGCAGCUUUGAAUGUAAUCAGUAUGAGAGCGCUGUCCCCAAACCUGUCACUUUUUAAGUGGCUGGUAAUUUCUCCAUGAUGGUACUUUUAAUUUGCUGGGGCUUUUUUUUUAAGUCCCAGUUUAAGGGUCGUCUCCUCAGAGUAGAGAACUUGGAAUGGGAGGAAAGAAAUAUUAGUGAAGAAGCUUUAGAAUAGGGGAGAGGGAGACAAGAGACCUGCCACUUUGUUAGUUUAUCCCACUGCAACACUGAACAAAUUUCUGCACUUUUGAAGUUAAUAUUCAUGUUCUACCUAGUUUUAAAUAGAAAUUAUUUUUUUUGGUAGCCCACUUUUUUUUGUUUCCUGGUGUGUUGAAACACUUAUGAAAUAAGUAUUGUUGUACCCAUGCCUUUGAAUAAUUUUCAGCAUAGCUAAUCUUCCUGUAUCUAGUGUGAUAUUCUAGUCAGACAUUUAUUCAAAUAACUAGUCUUAUAUUAAGAUCUGGCCUAGUGCCCCAUGUCACUGCCUUGUUCAGUUAAAUGUUAUAAAGCGCCAUUUAUGUUUGCAGGGUUUUGGUACCGCCAUGGCACAAGUAUGGUAGGGAGGCAAGGUACAGAUUGUAUAGUCUUAGGCUGCGUUUACAUGUGUGUAAACCGUCUUGGAAAGAGUAAACGGUCACAGGUGUGUGUGAACGACGCUAGCCUCACAGCCAUGUCAAGUGGGGGAAAUCCCUGGCCGGACAAACUGUUAAAACAUUUCAAAGGUGUAUUUUUCAACCAGAACAGUCUGGUUAUGUUUUGUGGUUUGAAGAUCCUCACCCUUAGUGAAUGGCAAGAAUUCAUGCUGCCUUUGUGCAACGGGCAUUGAACAUUAUUGCCUGAUAGCAUGAAAGGGCUUCACUCCCCCCUACCUCUUCUAGACCCAAGGAAACUGAAAACUUCCUCCUUAGAGAGACCUUUGCCUGAAAAUCCCUACAGAGGACUUUGUAGUGGGGAUAAUUUUAGGGACAUAACUGUUGCAAAACUUUCUAAUACCUAAUAGCCAUGUUUCCGUGAACCCUCUGGGCAGUGGAAACUGGCCAUUUAUGUACAGUGUUGCUCAGUCUGUUUCCUGUGCACAACGUGAAACUAUAACUGGGCCUUCAGGAAGGUUUUCUAGAGGAAAGGACAGGGAAGUGAAGGAAGAGACAGGAGGAAAAGCAUUCUAGACCCAAGAGGAUAAUACGGUUAACUGAGUGAGGCUGUGUAGUAUAGAUGUGGCCAUCAGCAGUGCUAAACAGUAAACUGUAAUGGUUGGCUCCCAGUUACAGCAGUAAACGGGGUAUGUUUUUUCUAAAUGUCAAGAUUUACCUGUAAUCAGACUCAUUCGUUCACUCUCUUUAUGAAGUGAUCCUGCCCUUAGAAGCAUAUUAAUAGCCCUAAUGAUAUAUAAAUUGGUGAUUUUUGACUUCUGAAAAAGGUGACACCUAUUACAGUUGGAGAAUAUUUAUCAAAAACUCAAUAAUUGAGUUAUCAGAAUUAUAGAGAUAAUCCCUUUUCAGAUACUACAGUUGAAUCAACCAUGUGGACUGUUAACAAAGAAAGGCAUUUUAAAAGAUUUUUUUAGAUAGUAUUUUGUUGGGUUGUGUCUCAGUCUAAGAAUUGGAUGACUAAGAGCUGUGGAGUUGUUUCUUUGUGUGGAUUUCAGUAAACACAAGCCUACCUCUAUUUCUUUGAUGCACAGUAGUGUGGAACAUGAAAUGAACUAUUUAAUCUGCAUUCAUCAAAAUUGGUAUUUUCUGAAUCUAGAGCAUUUGAUUUCGUCUUAACAAUUGUGAUUCAAUUAAAUAAGCACAAGUACAGUACUAGGGAAAAUAAAUAUGCAAUCUGACUAAAAUUUAAUUUCAACCUAUUAUAAGCUGUACAUCUUUUAACAAAUUCUUUGGGGAGGAUAUUCCUCUUGUUAGAAGCAUAAAAUGUAUCAUUAUAUAGUUUCCCUCAUAGCACUAAUAUAAGCCAUUUCUUCAAUAAAAAGUUGAAAAUUAUAUUAUCUUCUUUGGGAAAAGUUUCCUAAAUUUUUAAGAAUUUUAAAGUUUUACGUAUUAUUUUUCAGAGCUUAUUUACUCUAUUUUAAAAUAAUACUAUGGGAAAGCUUUUUUUGAAAGUUGUAAAGCACUAAUACAGAUAUAAUUAUUACCAUCAUACUCCAAAGCAAAACAUCUGGCUUUUUCUGACUUUCACUUUAGUGCACAUAUAUGGAAAGGGAGACCUGCCCUCCUUUUCAGAUCUGAAGCCCAACUUUUCUUAUGAAAACUCUCCCCUUCAACUCUUAACACAGGCACACACAUCUCUUAAGCGCCAUGUUUAUGGAAGCUUUUGGGAAAUGUUUUCUACAAAUGUUUCAUUUUUUUCCCUUUUUAUAACUUGUGAACAUUUAAUUUUACUUAAAGAUGACAAUUUCAACCUCCAACAUUAGAGAAGAGGUACAUUCAAAAAGUAUUUUUUUCUACUGCCUUUGAAAAGUACAGUUGCUCUCAGUGAUACUGGUGGCAUCAGUAUGAAUCCACAGAAAGAAAACCUGUGUAAAGGUUUUUAAGUGUAUUGUUUAAAAGAAGUAAUGAUUAAAGAAAGUAAUGAGUGAAUUUUAAUUUGGAAAAAGGAAAUCAAUAUAAAUUUUAAACACUCUUAUGUCAACAUGGUAUAGUUUUAAAUGUGAGAGUAACGAAGUAAGUCCUUUUAGACCACCUACUUAAAUUGACUCCAGUAAUCUUAAGCAUUGAUAGUAGCCAUCGUUUAUUGACUUAAAGGUUGUACUUCAGGGACUGUUAUCAGUGUUAAAUCCUUGAUUUUGUGGAGCUUUAAUGAUGGAGAUGAAAAAGUUGGUGUUUAUAAGACUGUGGUGGGGAAUGGUAGUGAAAUGAACAUCAACCUAUUUUAGAAAGAAGGAACUUUUUUAGUCUUGCCUCAAGCAAACCAAGUGUCCUUUGCUUAAAAUCUUUGUUUAGAAUGCUUAUGUUAAAGUCAUAAUUUUGUUUUAGAUAAUACUAAAUAACCUACUUCAAUAAUAAAUAAUAGAUGAAUAUAAUCAUUAAGUUAACAUGGUAAAUGAAGGUAAAACACCGGCUGGGGGAACGAGGGUUUUACCUCCCGUUGGUAAGUUAGCUGUGGUGACGCCUCAAGUGGCUACUUCGCUUGUGGCUCGUCUCCUCUUCUAAUCAUACAGAAUGGAGCCGGUACUGCACACAGUGUGGAUUUUGUUUAAAUCAUUUUUAAGCUAUAUAAAGCUAUGAUUCUAGGCCACAUAAUGGCAUACUUUUUAGUUUCUCCUACUUAAUUCCCUUUUAUCUUAGUUCUCUUAAUUUCCUUUUUUAAUGGUUCAUUUCACACUUACAAGCUUUUGCUAAAAGGUGAUUAUUGAACAUUCAUUUCCUGGUUCACCCCAGUCCUUUGUUCUCCUAAGGAUUAAGGUAGAAAAUUCAUACAGGUGAGCAGAUGAGGACAUUUUUCUAAGUGCUUCUUGUUAAACCACUGAACAUAUGAACACAUCUGAACAUUGUCAUUCAUGCAUUUAUCCAUUCAUUUAGGAAACCAUUUGAACACUUACUAUGCAGUGUGUGGUAUACCUGACUUAAUGAACUAGUAAUAAGUAAACAAUAUCACCCCCGCCCCAUUUUUUAUUGUGACGUAAACAAACAUGUAAAUAAUUAUUACUUAAUGUACUGAAUGUAAAGUUGGAACUGAGAGGGAAUUUUUAUGCACUGGGUGAAAGAUUAGGCUACAUGACAUCUAGGGGGUCUGAGUGAAUCAUUACAGUUCUCACAGCAUGCUUCACAUAAUCGAUUAACCAUAUACCUGAUUAGGUUACAGAAUUAAAAGUACCUCACAUUAGGAUUUACAUUUUGAAACUGUUGUGACAGCCCAUAUUGCUCAGAAUUAUUUUGACACUUGACUCUGUUCCAGAGGUGUUGCUAUGCAGGGUGUGACAGAACAAAACAAAGCUGGUGCUGACUCACUGUACACUUUGAACUACGAAAGCUUUACACCCAGUAUUGACAGUGCAGUAACUUUUUGAAAACUUCAAGUCUCAAAGGAGCUCACUGAACAGGUUUGGUUUUUAUUGUUUGUUUCUUUUCAAAGCAAGAAAGAUUACAUAAAAUUUUAGUAGUAUUACAAAUAAUACACUUUUUAGAAAGCACACACGUAUUACAUAGUUAAAGGGUUUCCUUUAACAUGCAGAACUGGUAAACAAAAUAGUUCCAUGCUUGGAGCUUGAAACUGACAAGUUUUGGGGAGUAAACAGAACGGGAGAAUUGAUUGGGUAGAAGCUCCCUGGCUGCCCAGGGAUUCUAUGAAUUACACUGUAAUUCCUAUUGACACAACUUUAUAUAUUAACAUCCACUUGAUACUAACAUUCUCCAUAAAGACACAAAAUGAAAAUAUAUUAAAAAGAUCUUUUAUGCAUCACAGUGACAGCUUUUUAAAGCAGGAAAGUGUUAGAUUAGAAUCUAUAAUAAACUGUAAAGAGAAACACUAACAUACAAGUAACCAGAUAGUCUGGGUUUAAAAAAAUUUUUCCAUGGUACUGGCUAAUACUUUUAAAAUAUUUUAAUUUACCUAGUUUUUCAAAUAUUUUAUGCUGUUAAAAUAUCUAUUACAUACCUUUUGUAUGUGUAUUCUUAAAGUUUAAAAAAAUCAGUGGGAGUGUGCAUAGAUAGUAUAAUUUUGGACAUCUAAUAUCCAACACAUUUAACUAGAUUCCCGUCUCAUUCAAAAGCGUGGUGUUUUUGUUAUUCCCAUAGGAAAAAAAAAAAAAAAACAA